GAGUAGUUUCAUUUGUUUAUACUCGAAAAGUAGUGGUCGGUCGUCGGUAAAGUGUUGGAUGCGUACAGCCCUGCUUCUUGGCCGCUUUAAGAAAGUGAAAGUUAAAAGAACAAUUACAAAUUAUGUAAAAUGCACAGUAUAACAGUUUGCAUGCACAAAUAAGUGAGUGUGAAAUUACGUGUGUUUCGAGAGUUUCCGUUUUAUGGAGGCUGCACCGGCAAUGCAGCUGCACCGAAAGAAUUAUUACCAACAACAAAAGCGCCAAAGCGAAUCGGCGGCAACGCUUUAAAUUGAAAAUUGUCGGCGCCUAUUGUUAAGCGCCAAUUAGAUCGUAUGUUGAAACAAUCGAGCACAAUCAGUUGAAAACAACAUCAUUCGCCUAACACACCAAAGGAAUAGGUUGUCUAUUCAUUAAACGCUCGCCUUGCGGCUGCUUUGGCUGUGCGCCAUAAAACCAGCCCACAAAGGUGAAGGCACACACACAUGCAUGCCAUUUUGCUGUGUGAGUGUAUACACUGAUGUGCGGAAGCUAGCGAACACAACCGAAAAGUGUACUUACUUUGGCAAUAUAUGAAAAUUAUCAACAUGUUAACUGUUCAUCGAUUAUAUAAUACAUACAUAAAUGCAACACAAACCAUACGAAAAUAUAACAAUAAUGCGCUGUGCAGCCGCUGACUGCUUGCAGCGACUGUUCAAUAAAACACUGCAUUUGGUUAUCCGCAUUUAAUGUUGUUUUUUAUAGUUCAGUGCAUGCAUUGCAUAUAUUUGAUUGAAGAACAACAACAACAAACUAUAAAUAAAUUAAAAGUGCAUUGUAUUGACUGCAAAGAAUAUUAAUUUUCUUUGACCUUCAUGAAACAAUAAUAGUUUUAUUUAAUUUAAUUGAUUUUGCUUUAAUUAAACGCUUGGCAACAUCUUAAAUAGGCCGGAGCAACACAAUGUGAAGUAGCCCAAGAUAAAUAAAAAUAAUUGAAAAUUUGUAAUGCAAACUAAAAACUAUCUGUCAAACUGUAAAAUGGUUUUCGCGCGUUUCCCGUUAUUUAAAUCCAUUGAAACUUGACUUAACAGUGCCGUUAAUUUUGCGAGCAGAGAACGUCUAGAACGGCAGACUGGAGGCCUCGCUCACAUUGAAGCGCAUUUUUGCCCGCAAAAUUGCCUAUAAAUCGAAAUCAAAAUCUACACUAGCGGCCAUGCGAACUAAACAUUUAAUAUUGAUACUAAUCGGAGUGAUAAUCGCAACGCUCGUAUUUAUUGUGUUUGGACCCGCUGGCGAACCGAACGAUUCCUUCAAGCACAUUGUUGUGCAGACGCAUCAGCAGUUCAAAGAGUUUCAGAACUUACGCGUUGGCCUGGAGCGCAAGAAACUCGAGCUAGAGCCAAAAUAUUUGGUGCUAUUGGGAUUCACGUCGCCGCUCACAAAGGAUGAUGCCUCUCAGCAGCCGCAGACAGACACGCCCGUCACGGCGAAGAGGGCGGCGCAGGAGAUUGGCGAGUUGCAGCGUCAGCUGGGUACACGAGAUGACACCAGGCAAAUGUCAGCGGUAGCGUCAAAUCCCCAGGGACAGGAGCAGCAGCAGCAGCAGCAGCAAAAGAGUCAGCGGAAACGCAUUACGACGCCGUAUAACGGCACAAAGGCCAACUUUACCAUAGUCACCUAUGUGCAGGAGGGACAGGUGUCAUCGGCCAUAUUGUUGGCCCAAAACAUUGCGGCCAAGCUGCCCAGCGAGUAUUUGCUCAUCUAUGAUCUGGGCGUGUCCGAGGAGCAGUUGCGUUCCCUGAACGCCUACUGCAAUAACAGCCGGUGCGCUGUCAUCACCUACGAUCUGACGGAGUUUCCCUCGUUCGUCAACGAUCAGCGUACGCACGCCUAUCGCCCCAUUGUGAUAAAGGAUGCCCUGAUGCGGGCCAAAUCGGUGCUGUUUACCGAAAACUAUAUGCGCAUACGCGGCGGCUAUCGGGAGCUGCAGGAUCUGCAGAGUCGAGCGUUGGUCGCCGGCGUUUUGGGCUGGAAUACACCGACAGCUGUUUCAUCACGGACACAUCCAAAGAUGUUCGACUACUUUGAAUCGGAUGCGGAGGAUUUUAUAUUUUUGCGUAUGGUUGAUCUCGAUGCGGUCUUCUUUGCCGAUACGCUCUUUGUCACAGACAAGAUUAUGCUGCCGUGGCUAAAAUGCGCCCUUACCAUGGAAUGCAUCGAUCCAAUUGGUGCCCAAUCGAAUGGCUGCAAAUUUAACAAAAAGCCACUUUAUCGUUAUUCCGGCUGUCAUGGCUAUGAUGCAUCUGCUUUCAAUAUUGUUCUGGGACUGACAUGGCAUCUGGACGACUCAAAAUACUCGUUGCCCAGCGACGCAAGGGAGAACAUGUUCUACAAGGAGACGCUCGAGCAGGCGACCAAAAUAUUAGAAAGUCGUAGACGCAACAGCAGCGACACAUCGGAUCAUCCAUUCACGGAGGACUGAACAAUUUGCAGCGGCAAUUG
Molecule: messenger RNA, 2479 nt
Organism: Drosophila novamexicana
Lineage: Eukaryota; Metazoa; Arthropoda; Insecta; Diptera; Drosophilidae
Exons: 3
Coding region: 1191-2459 (422 amino acids)
Source: RefSeq, a predicted model, not a curated record